Messenger RNA from Acanthosepion pharaonis, 2088 nucleotides. The record is from the annotation of a GenBank genome assembly. NCBI's taxonomy places the organism in Eukaryota, Metazoa, Mollusca, Cephalopoda, Sepiida, Sepiidae.
AUGAACUAUUUUCUAUCAAAAAUAAAUAAUACAUUCUCUCCCCGCCCUCUCUCCCCUCUCUCUCUCUCUCUCUCUCUCUCUCUCUCUCUAUCUAUCUAUCUAUCUAUCUAUCUAUCUAUCUUUAUCUCCCUUGGGUUAGAUAGAAAAUCUUUAGUCUUCGUUGACAAUAAACGGUUGUUCACCCGCCGACCAAAGCCAGCAAAAAGAAUUCAUUUAAAGAAAGGGCGACAACUCUAUCGAUACCAGACGAUCAGAAUGGAACAGCGACACUCAGAGGCUGUCUUAAAGCAACUCGCCCAAAAGCUUCUUUCCGAACCAGAAAACAAACAGUUCAAAUUAGCUAUUCACGAAUUUCAGCAGAGCCACUCCCUAACCACUUUAUGUUCCCAGUUGAAAAAUGUAAUUAACACACCUGAGCGGCUAGUGCUGCUUGUAGAGUUGAGUUAUUUGGUGCCACCUCACCUGUCAAACGACUUCCACCGACUGUGUUCACUUCAGUUUCACAAUUACGGCAAAGCGCUACAGACGUGUCGACCGGGCACUCUUCCCCGACACGAAAGCUCGCGUAUAAUCGCCCAGGACUCGUCGGGUAAAUCUCGCAUCGUAUCUCAGGGUAACUUUAAACAGCUGGUAAUCAGCAGUUCGCCCGAUUUGCGACACAGUUCCCGCAUAUCCCAGAACUCGAACGGCAGCCGGAGUUUCGACGAUAUCGACGAAUCAACUUCGGCUUUCGACUCGUUCUGGGACGCCAGCCUCUCACCUCGCUCGUACAGAAAAUUUGACAGCCAUUAUAUAACGAACACUGGCAAGAUGGCUGAGGCUAUCUAUGGCAGAAACAAAUCGCCUGGAUACGAGCAGACGAAUGGCUAUACGGGGCGGAAAAAUGAGAUCACGCUUUACGAAGACAGCAUGGGUUUGUCCAUCACGAAAAUCCCGGACAGUAAUACCAGCAACACAAUGAAUCGAAAAAAAAACCUGCGACGGGUCUAUAUACUUCGAAAUCAAAGUAACCUGGGCUUAUCGCUGAAGGGAGGAAGUGAUGACCGAACGCCAGUAACAAUUGAUUGGGUGGAAGAAGGAAGUCUAGCACACCAACAGGGAUUAAAAGCAGGAGACAGAAUUCUUGAAGUCAACGGACACGAUUUUUCCCGUAUUACCCAUGAUGCAGCAGUCAAGAUUAUGUUAAUGUCUUCAGAGCUAGGCCUCCUUGUCGAAUCAGACGAUUCAGAGCAUGGACGAUUUGACAGUUUUAAUCGUCAUGAAAACAAAGAAGAAGAUAUUACUAUUUUUCCUUCACCCCAGGGAAGAAUAGGGUGCGUAAUUACAAGAGACGGAGUUACGGGCCAUGAGGUGAUCGUAAAAAGUAUUGUACCCAAUUCACCAGCCAGUAAAGCAGGGCUAAAUGUAGGGGAUCACGUUCUAAAGAUAGACGGCAUUGACGUCAGUCUCCUGACCGAAAAGCAAGUUGUCUCCCUUGCCACAUCGUCCAAGAAAGUGAAGCUUCGAAUCGGAAAAGCACCAUACUACCCGUUGCGUAAUAGCGGUGAACGGAACGUUUCCCCAAAACUUCGAUCAUACGGGUCCGAGACACAUUACCUCCCCUACGAGAGUUACGCCCCCUUAAACCGAGUAUACAGUUUCGACUGCCUGUCACCUGUCAGAUCAAGCGAACACGGGUCCCAUAUUUAUUACAGCUACCAACGACCAGGAAGUGCCCAUGCCUUAGGAAGUUACCCGCACUCCCACACAGGCUAUCGGAAGAUAACGGCUUCUUCACGUUCUGGUCCAGCGAUAAUGUCCAAAGGAGCCAGACAGCAUGCGACUCACAGUACCACUUACCUGAGAUCGGUCAGUCAUCGGCUGGAAGAUCUUCACCUGAGUGGUCAUUAUGAAUCACGUUCUGCCAGAUCGGCGCCGGCGGGGAGACUCUACCAUUCAAGAAGUUCGGGAGCUAUUAAUUUUUUGAGCGAUUUUGAAGAAACAAACCGGAAGCCCAAAUAUGGACAUCUAAAAAGUCAAAGGGUCACUUCCUCUUCCUCCAGUCCUAACUAUUACAUGUCAGACAGUGACUCAUGGCAUUUAUACUAA